GAUCUUUCCCACGGGCUGUAAACGCACCAGCAGAGCCGCCAACGCACCAGCAGAGCCGCCUCCUCUCUCAACCGUGAUUGAUCUGCGAGUCUCUUUUCUUUUCUUCAAGUUGUGUUAUUUGAUUAAAACGAUGUCUUCUGGAGAAUUGUACACGCUGUAUCGCGGCCUUAUGUUCCCCAAAGAGACGCACUGCGCGCAGAGCUUGAAGUUCGCGCAGGAGUUCACGUUUAAAGACGACGACGUCGCGGUGGCCGUGUACCCGAAGUCAGGUACCACCUGGAUGCAGGAGAUCCUCCCACUGGUUCUGAAUGGGGGGGAUCUGACGCCGAUCCAAACCAUCCCUAACUGGGACAGGGUCCCCUGGCUGGAGGAGAAAAGACUAUCAGUGGUUGUGGAUAAGUUGGAGUCUCCGCGGGGGCUGGUCACACAUUUUCCUUACCACCUCAUGCCGCCCUCUUUCCACACCUCCAAAGCCAAGGUGAUCUAUCUCAUGAGGAACCCGAAGGACGUCGUGGUGUCUUCGUACCACUUCCACAAGAUGGCCGAAUUCCUCGAGACUCCGGCAACCUUGGAUGAAUUCAUGGAGAAAUUCCUCCAGGGCAGAGUGAUGUUUGGGAAAUGGACGGACCACGUGAAGAGCUGGAGAGGCACAGAUCUGGGAGACAGAAUAAUGUACAUCACAUAUGAAGAAAUGGUUCAGGACCUCCCUGCAGCCCUCGGGCGCAUCUCAGAUUUCCUGGGCCGUAAUCUGAGCGAAGAAGCCACUCGGAAGAUCGCGGAACAUUGCUCCUUCAAUGCCAUGAAGAACAACCGCAUGUCCAACUUCAGCCUGGUCCCGAAGAAGUACAUGAACUCCGACACGUCUCCUUUCCUCAGGAAAGGUAUUGCGGGAGACUGGGAAAACCAUUUCAGCCCAGAGCAACUGGUCUCAUUCACAUCGGUCAUUCGCAAAGAGAUGGAGGGCGAGAGCUUCUCUCUGCCGUGGAGCAUGGAGUGAUCACCGACUUGAGCAGAGAGGGGGGAAAAAAGAAGAAGAUAGAAAUCUAAUCGAGACAAAGCAGGAAAAAAUGGUGCCAACUGCACCGAAAUGCUUAGUUAACACUUGGUUUGAAUACUGGCCACACGAUUAACACCUAGAGCGCUGCACAUCUAUCGGCACCACCGCUGCAGGUAGAGCUCGACAGAAUGGAUACAAACCAUAAUUGUUUUACCGUCGCGUGCAAAAAAAAACCCCAGUGAGAUUGAAUUCCUAACCCUCAGGAACCCGUUUCUCUUCGGGCCGAGCCCUUUGAUUAAUCGAGGCGUGUCUUUCACAAAGAUCUGGGGACAUCGGAUCUACCGUUUUUUCUCGAUUGCUAAAACACAAAACGUGGUUCCUGUAGCUCAAACACCCAAACCUUUUCGUCCUUCCCAGAAGCGCACACACACA
Molecule: messenger RNA, 1429 nt
Organism: Cyclopterus lumpus (lumpfish)
Lineage: Eukaryota; Metazoa; Chordata; Actinopteri; Perciformes; Cyclopteridae
Gene: sult2st3
Product: sulfotransferase family 2, cytosolic sulfotransferase 3
Exons: 6
Coding region: 131-997 (288 amino acids)
Biological process (GO): sulfation
Cellular component (GO): cytoplasm
Molecular function (GO): sulfotransferase activity
Source: RefSeq, a predicted model, not a curated record